Messenger RNA from Mustela erminea (ermine), 921 nucleotides. It is a transcript of the gene ACYP2, whose product is annotated as acylphosphatase 2. Gene Ontology annotation, molecular function: acylphosphatase activity. The transcript is spliced from 4 exons. NCBI's taxonomy places the organism in Eukaryota, Metazoa, Chordata, Mammalia, Carnivora, Mustelidae. The coding region runs from base 229 to 618 and encodes 129 amino acids. The record is from RefSeq and is a predicted model, not a curated record.
GAGUGCGGAACCGGCGCAUCCCUCCCGGGGAAGCCAGUCUGGUUCCACAAGGGAGGGCAGGACAAGGAGGAAGGCUUCGCCCGCCGGGGGCUGAGCGCUCUUUCCCUCUAGUGUCCUUAGCUGCCCCCGUUCCCAGCACCCGCCGUUCAUUUGCCGCCUUCCAACGCGUGACCCCGGCGCGCUCGCGUCCUGAGCCGGUGACAGGCGCGGGGUGCGCCGAGAGGUCCCAUGUGCCCCCUCCCUCUCCUGGCUGCCGCAGUCGCCGCGUCCCGAAUCCCGCUCCGGCUCCUCGGCAGAGGACUUGCCACCGCCGCCGCCAUGUCUGCCGCCGGGCGACUCAAAACCGUGGACUACGAAGUGUUCGGGAGAGUGCAGGGUGUUUGCUUCAGAAUGUACACAGAAGGUGAAGCUAAGAAAAUAGGAGUGGUUGGCUGGGUGAAGAAUACCAGCAAAGGCACUGUGACAGGCCAAGUGCAAGGCCCCGAAGAGAAAGUCGAUUCCAUGAUGUCCUGGCUGUGCAAAGUUGGAAGUCCUAGCUCUCGCAUUGACCGCACGAACUUUUCUAAUGAAAAAUUCAUUUCUAAGCUUGACUACUCAGAUUUUAGUAUUCGAUACUAAUAGAAGAGAAAUAAAAAUUUUAAUGCUUAUAAUGCACAACACUAGAUAUUCUUAAGUCUGUAUUAGAAUAUUAAUAGAGUGAGUUCAAAAAGGAACUUUCUGUUCUGAAAGGUACAACAGAAUGUGUUACUAAAAAUGUCUGACACGAAUAGUUUUACUCAACUAUGUUUUUAAAAAGUAAAAACUUCACAUUACAAAACAUUUAAUAUGCAUAUUUAAACUUGCUAAUGGAAUCUUUAAGUCUAAUGAAUGUUCUAGCAAACAUGUUAUUUGGCUAGGCUUAAAAUAAAGCUAACCAUUUAA